Molecule: messenger RNA, 853 nt
Organism: Glycine soja
Lineage: Eukaryota; Viridiplantae; Streptophyta; Magnoliopsida; Fabales; Fabaceae
Product: zinc-finger homeodomain protein 1-like
Exons: 1
Coding region: 1-645 (214 amino acids)
Biological process (GO): regulation of DNA-templated transcription; regulation of developmental process
Cellular component (GO): nucleus
Molecular function (GO): DNA-binding transcription factor activity; transcription cis-regulatory region binding
Source: RefSeq, a predicted model, not a curated record
AUGGCGGUUCCAGUGGCACCACCCACCAACAUUGUGGCCCAAAACAGUGGCAAGGGAAAGUACCAAGAAUGCCUCAAGAACCACGCUGUCUCAAUUGGCAAACACGUUAUCGACGGCUGCAUCGAGUUCCUGCCGGGGGGUAAGGAGGGCACCCUGGACGUGCUAAAAUGUGUUGUGUGCAACUGCCACCGAAACUUCCAUCGUAAGGAGACCCACGACACCUACUCAGUGCCCUUCCACCACCACCACCCACCGCUGCCACCCCCAGUUCCAUUUGCAACAUACUAUCGUGCCCCACCGGGGUACCUACACAUGGCGGGGCACCAACGUGCCAUGCUGGCACACCCGUCCUUGUCAGGAGGAGGUGGGGCCCAGCCUCCCUUGGAAGACCUGGAGGACUCGGACCCUACUAGUGGUGCCACCACUCAUGAUGGGUCUGGGUCGAGCAGCAAAAAACGCUUCAGGACCAAAUUUACCCAGCAUAAAAAAGACAAGAUGUUGGUCUUCGCUGAGAAACUCAGGUGGAGGAUGCAAAAGAAUGAUGAGAGCGUUGUGCAAGAGUUUUUCUCCGAAAAUGGUGUUCAACGUCAUGUGCUAAAGGUGUGGAUGCAUAAUAACAAGCACACCUUAGGUAAGAAGCCCUAGAGGCUAGAAGGAAAAAAUAAAUCCACCCAUUUUCCCUCUUUCUCUUUCUCUCUCUCUCGCUAUAUAUAUAUAUGCUUCUAUGUUUUUAGUUACCAUAACAAUAAUAACAGCCAUCAUUCCAAGCUAGAAGCUCAACGUUGAAGCCUGGGAGAUUGUGUUGUUGAAUGUCUAAUAAGUCUGCUCAUGCUAGCUGGUCAAGACAUUAGUU